Messenger RNA from Macrosiphum euphorbiae (potato aphid), 621 nucleotides. The record is from the annotation of a GenBank genome assembly. Lineage: Eukaryota; Metazoa; Arthropoda; Insecta; Hemiptera; Aphididae.
AUGUUUUUUCAUGUUAUAGGUAGCACAGCAAGCAUUUGGUGGAGAUGUACCAAGUUGAAACCUCCAGAUUUCUACAACUACCUAAACCAGUCAAGUUGCAUAAUCAACGGCGGUGGGUCGGUCAUACACAGAUUUUACAAGCCUACACAAAAAUAUAUUAUGUUUUUUCAUGUUAUAGGUAGCAUAGCAAGCAUUUGGUGGAGAUCUACCAAGUUGAAACCUCCAGAUUUCUACAACUACCUAAACCAGUCAAGUUGCAUAAUAACGGCGGUGGGUCGGUCAUACACAGAUUUUACAAGCCCCGCAUACCACUCAAAACGUAAAAUUGAAGAUGAACACAGAAUAUUUCAAGAUAGUUGGGAGAUUGAAUUUUUCUGUAUAUCUGGUAAGAAACACGAUGCUUUAUGUUUAAUUUGUCGUAAAACCAUAAAUAUUCCAAAACGUUAUAAUAUUAAUCGUCAUUACACCACUCAUCAUACUGAAUUUACUAAAAAUUAUCCACACCCAUCUAAAAUAAGAGAAAAAAAACUAAUUGAAUUAAAAAAAGGAAUUUAUUCUGAAAAACAAUCAAUGUUAUGGUUCACUAAUAAAAAUGAACUUGCAACAAUAUGUAUGAAGUAA